Spirodela intermedia is the source of this 1987-nucleotide messenger RNA. Lineage: Eukaryota; Viridiplantae; Streptophyta; Magnoliopsida; Alismatales; Araceae. The record is from the annotation of a GenBank genome assembly.
AUGGAGGCUGCCUUGUCCAGCAGUUCUGUCCUCGCAGCCACCGCCAUAGCUCUGUUGCUGGGGCUCCUCUUGCUCCGAGUGCUCCUCCGACCGAGACGACUAGGAAGGAAGAAUAGGAGAUACGCCCCCCUGGUGGGCUCCUUCUUGAACCAGAUCAUCAACUUCCGCAGAAUCCACGACUACCACACGGACCAAGCCCGCAGGUUCAAAUGUUUCAGGUUCCUCCACCCCGCCCGGAGCUACGUUUAUCUGGCCGACCCCCGCGACGUGGAGUACAUUCUCAGCACCAACUUCGACAACUACGCCAAGGUGAGGUUGGGGGAGCGGUUGGAUCAUCGAAAGAUGACUACUUAUUCCUGGAGAUGUUUCCCGACAGAAUUGGCCCCCUCCUCUAGUCCUCCUGGCUGCUGUUUGAAUCGGCGCGAGACCUGCUUCGACCUUGCAGGGCUCGUACAACCACAACAUCCUGGAGGACCUCCUCGGCGACGGGAUCUUCGCCGUAGACGGCGACCAGUGGCGCCACCAGAGGAAGCUCGCGAGCUUCGAGUUCUCUACGAGGAAUCUGAGGGAUUACAGCAGCAACACCUUCAAACGCGACGCCGCGAGGCUAGCCCAGGUCAUCUCCGCGGCGGCGAGCUCAAACCAGUCGGUGGACAUCCAAGUAAGUUUCGUGGACACGACAACGAAUCCAGGAUUUCUAUGAAGGAUGGUCAUUCACGGCGUUCCGCAGGACUUGCUCAUGAGAUCUACGAUGGAUUCCAUAUUCAAAGUCGGGUUCAGCGUGGACCUCGACACCCUCCGCGGAACAAACGAGGAAGGGUCCCGAAUGACGAAGGCGUUCGAUGAUUCCAGCGAGCAGGUUGCCUGGCGAUACGCCGACGUCUUUUGGAAGAUCAAGAGGACCCUGAACGUCGGAGCGGAGGCCGUGUUGAGGAGAAACAUCAGAGUAAUCGACGACUUCAUUUACAAGAUCAUCGACGAGAAAAUUGAACAACUGUCCCAAGAGAGGGUCGACUCGGUGGGUCUCCCCAUCCUCCAGCUCCUUCCAUCUCGAGGUUUCAAUCCCCCUGUGACCAAUUAACCUUCUGGAGACAGAUGAAGAAGGAUGACAUACUGUCGAGAUUCCUGGAGGCGAGGGAGAAGGAGCCGGACAAGAUAAGCAGAAAGUACCUGAGGGAUAUCAUUCUCAACUUUAUGGUCGCCGGCAGGGACACCACGGCGACUGCCCUUUCCUGGUUCUUGUACAUGAUGUGCAAGCACCCGAAUGUGCAGGAGAAGGUUGCGGAAGAGGUGAACGAGGCGACGAAGGGGAGCUCCCCCGGGUUGUCCAUGGCAGAGUUCACAGAGAACCUUGGGUUCGUCAACGACCUGCCAUACCUCAACGCCGCGCUGAACGAGACGCUGCGUCUCUACCCCAGCGUUCCAGCGGUGCCGUCCAACUCCACACCCUGUAGUUUACUGGUGAAAUUUUCUGACACUCAAACAAACCUUUGCGAGUAACACUUUUUGAUUGUUUUUCAAAAUGAGAAGGACAUCAAGAUGUGUUACUCGGACGACACGCUGCCGAGUGGGUUCGAUGUUAAAGCUGGGGAUGCGGUCAGCUAUCUGCCGUACAGCAUGGGCAGGCUGAAGGACCUGUGGGGCGACGACGCAGAGGAUUUCCGCCCAGAGAGGUGGCUCGACGAGGGGGGGAGUAUCCGCCAGGAGAGCCCCUUCAAGUUCACCGCCUUCCAGGUGAAACCCUCUCCCCUUUAACCUUUGUUUCUGUUGAGACUCGCUUAAUCCUUUCUGUGAAACGAAACAGGCGGGACCCCGAGUUUGUCUAGGGAAGGAUUUCGCUUACAGGCAGAUGAAGAUCAUCGCGGCCGUCCUCCUCCACUUCUUCAAGUUUGAGAUGACUGACGACGGGAAGGGCGUUCACUACCGGACCAUGAUAACUCUGCAGAUGGAGCAGGGGUUGCGCCUGCGAGCCAGCUUUAGAUCGUAG